Rhododendron vialii is the source of this 884-nucleotide messenger RNA. RefSeq lists its product as uncharacterized. NCBI's taxonomy places the organism in Eukaryota, Viridiplantae, Streptophyta, Magnoliopsida, Ericales, Ericaceae. The record is from RefSeq and is a predicted model, not a curated record. The transcript is spliced from 2 exons. Bases 167 to 460 code for a protein of 97 amino acids.
UCUCUCUCUCAAUUUGAUGCGUGCGUCUGUCCUCAAGUCCCUACCCAUAUACUACUUCAUAAUAAUAAUCAUAUAGAGAACGGAGGCAAGGAAUUAAGGUAGCUCGCUCCGAGUUAAGAGUUGCGUCAAACAUUGAGCCCUGCAGGUACAUACGUUUAGUCGGAAGAUGAAUUCUUGGGUUCGAACGUUCACAUCACCAUUUAGAAAAGCAUGCACUUUCUUGACCAAUCAAGAUCCAAGCCCAACCACAUUUACCCGCAGGGAUGAUCAGCACAACAAGUCUCAGCAAGCUGGGCAUUGUGUUCAGGAUCUGCAUGGGGAAGUGAUGGCUUGUGGUUACGAGGAUGUUCAAGUGAUGUGGUCCAUCUUGGACAAGUCCCAAUUAACCACCACCACCACCCAUCAUAACCAGCUGGAGCAAACAACACAUCAUUUCUUGAGGGAGGGCAUAGUCCGUUAACCCAAAAGCCUACUAGAACCCAAAUGCAUGCUAGCUAGCUUGCAUUGUAACAAUUCAAUCAUGGCCACUCCUUGCUUCUUUGUUGUUUUGUUAUUUUCCUGUGUGUAAAUCUGGAAUCCCCUUGAUCAAUGAGGAUCAUGGCGAGAUUUUUCAAAUUGGAACUUUUGUUAUUUCUAUAAUAGAUAGACAUGCAACAAACCUCUGCUAAUUUGCUUUACUUUAAUUGUGUUCCUUCGCUUGUUCGUCUCUGUUAUGUUCACUUCAUAGGAAGAGUAGGUUGCUCUAUGCCCUACAGUCCUAUAUAUGUUCUGAGACUUUUCUCUUGUCCUAAUUGUCAUACAAGACAAGAUCACAACAUCAAAUGUGCCUUGGCAUUAGUUACUCCCAACGGCCUUUUUAAAGUGUUCAAUUUAGAAACAUAAGA